AUUUAUCGUUGUUAGCCUUGUCUAAACAAGCCGCCAUUGUGGGGCCAGGCUGCAUCGACGGCUCCGUCUCAGUUUCUCAACAACAAUAACAGCAGCAGAGCAAACGAGUGAUAAUCUCUUGAUGUGAGAAUAAACACGGAACGGAGGAGACGAGCAACGUUUCCGUUUUUAGUCGUCGUUCUUCAUCUAACGUUGCGAGGUGGUUCGUUCCUAGACAGACAGGAUGGGCCGUAUCUUCUUGGAUCACAUCGGUGGCACUCGCCUCUUCUCCUGUGCCAACUGCGACACGAUCCUGACCAACCGAGCUGAGCUCAUCUCCACACGUUUCACCGGCGCCACUGGACGAGCCUUCCUGUUUAACAAGGUUGUGAAUCUGCAGCACAGUGAGGUCCAAGACCGGGUCAUGCUGACGGGAAGGCACAUGGUGCGGGACGUCAGCUGCAAGAACUGCAACAGCAAGCUAGGAUGGAUGUAUGAGUUUGCUACGGAGGAGAGCCAACGCUACAAGGAGGGCCGGGUCAUCCUGGAGAGGGCGCUGGUGCGGGAGAGCGAAGGCUUCGAGCAUCUCCCCUCUGACAGCUCCUGAGUUCACCCUCAUUGUCAUCACGAUGCUCAGUGUCUGUAUACUACAGCUUUUCCCUCCGCAGCAGUGCAUGGCCUUAGUUGGACAGUGUGCCGUUUGUGAGUAGAGCUACACCAAGAUAUUAUCACAAGGUGGGUGUUGGUGGGAAGCAUUUCUCCAUAACGUUAAACAGCUUAGAGUUUAUUCUAUGCGGCUUCCCAAGCCAUUUAAAACCACCUGCAUUUUCAAUAUGUAGCAAAAGGCUGUGGUGGCUGUGAACAACACGUUGGUGUGACAGGAUUAUGGGGCACAGGGUUUGCUCCAGCAGCCCUUCAGGAUGCUCCGUCAGGCAGGGAUUCAAAUAGCCAUUACCCAGGACAGGUGAAUGCUAGACUGUUAGGAAUGAAAUACUACACAGUGACAUAUCUUUUACCAGAGAGCGCUCAGUGUGAUACUGUGCUUUUAUAUUAUGGUAUCUUUAGCACUGGCUGUAUUAUUCCCUAGGUUAAAAUAUCCAAAGCAAAUUAUAAUUUCAAAAUAUAAAAAACUUUAUUAUUAACUUUAUUAUCAAUUCCGAUUUGUGAAGUACGCUUUAUGUAUGCUUUAACCUCAUGUUAAUUUAGAAAGAAGAUAAGAAAACAUUUUAAAGUCGUGGGAAAAAGCCGUUUUGGUCAUUUGCAUGCCAUUGUGUUUGUAAAUGCUUUACUGCAGUCAUUCCCAUGUGAUUUUCAUUUGGAUCAAUUUCACAUUCAUUUCUUUAUUACCAAAUAUUUAGAUUGACAGUUGGCAAAUUAUUGGAAAAAGAACAAAAACAUGUUUAUUGUGUUUGUCAACAACGCAUUGUUUUAUGUCAGUAAUAAAAACAAAAUAUUCAUUCGA
Molecule: messenger RNA, 1441 nt
Organism: Betta splendens (Siamese fighting fish)
Lineage: Eukaryota; Metazoa; Chordata; Actinopteri; Anabantiformes; Osphronemidae
Product: protein yippee-like 5
Exons: 3
Coding region: 224-586 (120 amino acids)
Source: RefSeq, a predicted model, not a curated record